CUCCUGGAGGACGGGAACAACACUGCAGUGACAGAGUUCACUUUAUUGGGAUUGACAAUGACCCAGUCCUUAGAGCCGUCCUCUUCACCAUCAUCCUGUGCAUCUACCUGGUGACCGUGUCUGGGAACCUCAGCACCAUCCUUCUCAUCAGAGUCUCCUCCCAGCUCCAUCACCCCAUGUAUUUUUUUCUCAGCCAAUUGGCUUCUACUGACAUAGGCUACUCAUCUUCUGUCACACCCAAUAUGCUUGUCAACUUCCUGGCAAAUCAAAGUACCAUCUCAUAUCUUGGAUGUUUUAUACAGUUUAGCUCAGCUGCUUUUUUGGGGGCAAUUGAAUGUUUCCUUCUGGCUGCCAUGGCUUAUGAUCGCUUUGUAGCAAUUUGCAAUCCACUGCUUUAUUCAACCAAAAUGUCCAGACAAGUCUGCAUUCAGUUGGUUGUAGGAUCUUACAUAGGCGGUUUCCUUAAUUCUUCCUCCUUUGCCCCUUCCUUUCUUUCUUUUGUUUUCUGUGGACCAAGCAAAAUCAAUCACCUUUUCUGUGAUUUUGCUGCAUUAGUUGAACUCUCCUGUUCUUAUGACAGUAUCCUCAUAGUUCUUGAUACAUUUUCUGCUGGAUCCGUGGUUUCGAUAACAGUGGUUGUCAUAGCUGUCUCUUAUACCUACAUCCUCAUUACCAUCCUGAAGAUGCGUUCCACUGAGGGCCGUCAGAAGGCCUUCUCCACCUGCACCUCCCACCUCACUGCAGUCACUCUGUUCUAUGGGACCAUCACCUUCAUCUAUGUGAUGCCCAAGUCCAGCUACUCCACAGACCAGAACAAGGUGUUGUCUGUAUUCUACAUGGUGGUGAUCCCCAUGUUGAACCCCCUCAUUUACAGCCUCAGGAAUAAUGAGAUUAAGGGUGCUCUGAAGAGACAGCUUCUUUUUUUUUUAUCAAUAUAUAUCCUU
Molecule: messenger RNA, 944 nt
Organism: Chionomys nivalis (European snow vole)
Lineage: Eukaryota; Metazoa; Chordata; Mammalia; Rodentia; Cricetidae
Product: olfactory receptor 502-like
Exons: 1
Biological process (GO): sensory perception of smell; G protein-coupled receptor signaling pathway
Cellular component (GO): membrane
Molecular function (GO): G protein-coupled receptor activity; odorant binding; olfactory receptor activity
Source: RefSeq, a predicted model, not a curated record